AUGUUUGUCAUGUCGGUGCUCAUGACGGUGGCGUUCAUCGUGGACGUGUCUGCUCUGUCGAUCGUGUUCACUGCGCUGUACGUGAUCGCGUUCGGCGUGACGCUGGGUCCCCUGGUCGCGUCGUCGCUGUGUAUUGGCAUGAACUGGUUGUGCAACCUCAUCGUGGGCGUGGCGUACCCGUACAUUUCGGACGCGCUCGACGACUACGCGUACGUUCCGUUCGUGGUGUUGCUGGCGAUCUUCUUCCUGCUGGCGCUGAAGUUGGUGUCGGAGACGUCGGGCAAGUCGGCCGAGGAGAUCCUGGCCGAGUACGACUCGCGUCGCGAAAAGUAA
This is a messenger RNA of Phytophthora sojae, 333 nucleotides long. RefSeq lists its product as hypothetical. Gene Ontology annotation, molecular function: hexose transmembrane transporter activity. Bases 1 to 333 code for a protein of 110 amino acids. The transcript has 2 exons. Gene Ontology annotation, biological process: monosaccharide transmembrane transport. The record is from RefSeq and is a predicted model, not a curated record. Gene Ontology annotation, cellular component: membrane. Lineage: Eukaryota; Oomycota; Peronosporomycetes; Peronosporales; Peronosporaceae.